CACGCUCGAAAGUAUAUGAGUUCCGUAAAGAAACCGGAUGAUUAUCGGGCUACCAAGUUGGGCCAGGCGAUGAUUCUCUUGGCUAUGCGCACUCCAGAAGAACUUCAAGCCAAAGCGGUGAGCCAUUGUUUAUGUCUUUAA
Molecule: messenger RNA, 141 nt
Organism: Echinostoma caproni
Lineage: Eukaryota; Metazoa; Platyhelminthes; Trematoda; Plagiorchiida; Echinostomatidae
Source: the annotation of a GenBank genome assembly